AUGGACGGACGCAAGCUCGUGCUUGUGACAGGUGCCAACACCGGUCUCGGUUUCCAAAUCGUCAAAGCUCUUUGCAGCUCUGAUAAGGAUGAUAUGUCUAUUGCCGCUGCAGCUGAGUAUAUAAAGACAAAAUACGGGAAACUCGAUGCUCUCAUCAAUAACGCAGGUGCCCAACUCGAUCAACAGUGGACUGCUGGCAAGAUGUCAGCUAGAGAAAUGUGGAACAAAACCUAUGAUGUGAACGUGACCGGGACACAUAUCUUGACUUGGACCUUGGCCCCAUUGCUUCUCAAGUCGAGCGAUCCCCGCCUCAUGUUCAUUGCCAGCGGUACAUCCUCCCUUAAUGGAUCUGAGAAUCUCGAGUUGCCCAUCAACAAGCAGCCCAACAAAGGAUGGCCAAAGGCAUUGAACAACUUCAAUUUGCCCGCGUACCGAAGCAGCAAGACCGCAAUGAAUAUGAUGAUGAGGGAGUGGUUCCGGCUUCUUGGCCAGGAUGGCGUCAAAGUAUGGGCUAUUAGCCCCGGAUACCUGGCAACCGGCCUUGGUGUUGGCCAAGAGCAGAACAAAACACAGGGUGCAAUUGAUCCUUCCAUUGGAGCCGCGAUUGUUAGAGAUGUUUUGGAAGGGGUAAGGGAUGAUGAGGUUGGUAAGGUUGUGUCAAAGCAAGGUGUUCAGCCUUGGUAG
This is a messenger RNA of Fusarium musae, 684 nucleotides long. RefSeq lists its product as uncharacterized. The record is from RefSeq and is a predicted model, not a curated record. NCBI's taxonomy places the organism in Eukaryota, Fungi, Ascomycota, Sordariomycetes, Hypocreales, Nectriaceae. The transcript is spliced from 4 exons. Bases 1 to 684 code for a protein of 227 amino acids.